UUGGAGUAUUUUUAGCUGAAUUUCAGCUUUUUGCAGUUUGAGGGACUAAGGGUCUUCUUCCUAUUUCUGAAGGUUUUUUGCCUGAAUGUCAGUGGUUUGGGUUUUUCUGAGCUGAAUCUUGGUGUUUUGGAGGUUUUUAUGGACACAGGAUGCCCGGUGAGUUCUAGAGAUGGACUUGGGCAGGAGGAACCCCCAAGCCAACGCGCUCAGCCCUUGUUUUCCCCCCAUCAGGAUUUGUCCUUCCCAAAGCUUGGGUGGAUGGAGGAGGAGGCUGCGAGGAAGAGGAAGAUGCCUUGGGCCCCCCAGGCAGGUGAGGAGGAAGUCAGUGUCCCUUUGGGCGGGUGUUGUGCUGGCUCUGUCAGCCGAGCAUGGCCCCGGCUGCAGGACAACCCCGCUGGCGCCGCCGUCCUGCCGGGGCCGGAGUUGGGGGGAUGUCCUUGGCCUUCCCUGUGGGCCGGAGGCAAAUCCCCUGCCUGUCCUUCUUGCUUCCUGCCCCAGGCCCCGAGCUGAGGACGGAGAGCCCGGAGGACAAAUCCCCCCGUGAGACCCUGGUGGGAGAGGCCGUUUUGAAGGGCUCCCCGGUGCAGGAAGGCAGCGGGGAGGAAAAGGGCCGGAGAUCCCCCCGCAGGAGGGGCUCCAAAGCCAUCCCAGGGUGCUCUGAGGAGGAAAGAGCCAGCCUGUGCUGGGAAGGCAGCUGGAGUUUGAGGGGGAGCUCUGAGCUGGUGGUCCCUGAUCAGCCUCCCAGCAGGGAGAAGCCCUUCAGGUGCUUGGAAUGUGGGAAGAGCUUCACCCACAGCUCUAGCCUCAUCCGCCACCAGCACAUCCACUUUGGGGAAUGGCCCUACUCAUGUGGGGAAUGUGGGAAAAGCUUCAGGGACAGCUUCAACCUGAUCCAGCACCAGCACAUCCGCACUGGGGAACGACCGUACACAUGUGGAGAAUGUGGGAAGAGCUUCAGCCGGAGCUCCACUCUCUGCACCCACAAGCGCAUCCACACUGGGAAACAGCCCUAUGCAUGUGGGGAAUGUGGGAAGGGCUUCUGGCACAGCUCCAGCCUCCACAUCCACCAGCUCAUCCACACCGGAGAACGACCCUACAAGUGCUCGGAAUGUGGGAAGGGGUUUCAGACCAGCUUCCGUCUCCUCGUGCACCAGCGGACGCACACGGAUGAGAGGCCCUUCCGCUGCACUGACUGCGGGAAGGGCUUCAAGCAGAACUGCCACCUCGUCACCCACUGGCGCAUCCACACUGGGGAGAAACCCUACAAGUGUGGGGAGUGUGGGAAGAGCUUUACCCAGAGCUCUACCUUGACCCAACACCAGCGGACCCACCAGUAAGGGAAGCCCUACCACUGCCCCGACUGCGGGAAGAGCUUCGGCCGCUGCUUCCACCCCGAAUGAAGCCCCUGAUGGUGAGGCAACACCUGGCGUCCAGUGACUGUCAGUCCAUCCCUUCUGACCAGAAAGGGCCAGUCCCCUUUCACAGGGGCAGCUUCUUCCAACAGAACCCUUCUUGGAGGGGUGUGUGGAGAUUCCUGCCUUGGCUGGGAACACCCAAAGUCACUCCUGGAGGUUGAGAGCAGAGAUCUCCCCACGAGUGUUGGUCUGGGGGAGUUCCAUCCAUCUCUAAUUAAGAAUUAUUGCUUUUGUGCCAGCUUGAGUAGAAUUGCUUCAACAAUUGCUUUAGUGUAGUGCACUGUCCUAUCUUAUCCUGUACUCCUGGUAGUUUUAGUGUGUAUAU
Messenger RNA from Pseudopipra pipra, 1740 nucleotides. RefSeq names its product zinc finger protein 239-like. Bases 369 to 1337 code for a protein of 322 amino acids. Gene Ontology annotation, biological process: regulation of gene expression. The transcript has a single exon. Gene Ontology annotation, cellular component: nucleus. The record is from RefSeq and is a predicted model, not a curated record. NCBI's taxonomy places the organism in Eukaryota, Metazoa, Chordata, Aves, Passeriformes, Pipridae.